AUGCUGGAACAGGAGGCAGUGGGGCUGCAGGAGCUGCUCGUGCGGUACGACCAGCUGGAGAAGGCCCUCAUCGAGGUCGCCGUCUCCGCGACCAAGGCCCUCAACUCCUCCACUUCCACGCCCACCCGCAAGCCGCCCUCCUCGACCAACCUUCGCAGUCGCAUGCAACACCGCCGGUUGGGGAGUGAGGCCGCACAACCGGCGAGCAACGCGGCCGAGGAGGAAGAGGAGGAGGCGGCGCCCGUGCCGCUUCCGCCGCUGCCAGCGCUGCCGGUGCUCGUCCAGAAGCGGGCCUCGCUCGCCGACAUCCGCCGCAAGCUCGAAGAGGAACCCGCAUCGAUCAACGAGAAAGACACAACCGGCCAAACACCGCUGCAUAUGGCGUGCAGCAAUGCGACCAAUGUGGAGGUCGUGCGGGCGCUUAUCGCCGCGGGAGCCAGUGUCACCGAAGCUGAUUCCAACGGGUGGACUGCACUUCACUUGUCUUCCGGAGCCGACCCGUCGGCAGCCAAUCUGGAUGGCACGCGGCCAAUGCACUACCUGGUCUGCCGCAAGGCCAUCGAAUACAACCGCGAGACCGUGGACCACAUCCGCGGGGCCGUCCUGUGCCUCCUCAAGGGCGGCGUCGACGUCAACCAGCCCAACAGGAACGGAGACACGCCGCUGCAUUUGGCCGCACUCCACGAUGGCUACGAAGUGGCCCAAGUGCUGAUCGACUCGGGCGCCGACCCAUCGAUUACCAACGGGCUCGGAGAGACGGUGCUGCACUAUGCGAUCAUGGCCAACAAGAAGGUGAUUGUGGAGAAGCUGCUCGAGAAGGGGAUGGAUCCCCGCAUCGAUUCGACGCCUUCGGUGCCCUCGCCGCUCCAGAUGGCCGCCAAUCUCGGCCCCGCGGGCAAGGAGAUGUACGCGCUUCUGCGCGCUCGUGUGUCGGUGCUGGACAUGAAGGACAUGUCGCCUGAGGAGAAGAAAAUGUACCGCCGCAACCUGGCCAUCGAGGAGCUCAUCCUCACCGAAAAGGAAUACAUACACGACCUCGACGUUCUCGUGCGGGUGUUCUUGGUGCCCAUUCAACGGAACCUGGCGGACGAGGAGCAGAAGGUGAAGAUACUCGACGACCAGGAGCUGCGCCUCAUCUUCGGCAACGUGGAGGAGAUACUGCACGGGAGCAAGGCGCUCCACCAGGCACUCGACCAUGCGUGGAAGGAGGCCCUCGCCUCCAAGCGAGCUCCUCACGUCGGCCAAAUCUUCCUCGACCACAUGGCGUCGUUGCGCGAGUACGAGAAGCUGUGCACGCACCAGCAGAUGGCGACCGAGAGCCUGGACAAAGCGCUGGGCACGGCGGUGGACAAGGACGACGGCAACUCGACCGGCUCCCUCGCCUUCAGCAAGCGCUUCCGCCGAAAAGAGGAGGGCGAGCGAUCCGAGUUCGCCCAGUUCUGCGACGAGGCCAAGCGGCACAAGGACUGCCGACGGCUCGACAUCGCGAGUUUCCUCAUCAAGCCCUUCCAACGCGUCACCAAAUACCCACUUCUUUUUAGAGAGAUCAUAUCGUACAUGGACGCGAGCGAUCCGGACUACGAAAACAUUCAGAAGGCGCAGGCGGAGAUCGGGAAGAUGAUCGCCAAGGCCAACGAGAAGAAGCGCAUCGUCGACAACUUCCAGGUGCUCAUCGAGAUCCAGAGUCGCAUCAUCCUGCCCGCCGGCAGCAACCUCAUCAAGAAAGGACGAGCAUUCGUCCAGGAGGGCCGAUUCCACGUGUCGGUCAACCGGGAGAAGUUUGCCAAGCGACUCCUCUUCCUCUUCUCCGACCUUCUCAUUCUCACCCAACCCGUCAAAAAGGAAGUGGAGCGAAGCAUGUACCUCCACAGCAUUCCGCUGGCGGCCGCGGUGCUGAGCGACAUCAAGGAGGGCGCCCACGAGGCGGGCAAGAUGGCACGCCACGCAUUCAGCGUCCAGCACGCGCGCGAGCCACUGCGCAUCGUCGCCUUCGCGGCCAGCGACGACGAGAAGCGCGACUGGAUGCACAUGCUCUCCACGCGCAUCGCCAGCGCCGCGGCCGAGAGCCAGGCCGAACCCACGUCGGCCUUCGCCAGCCCUCAGGUCUUCAUCAACCUCCACACCACCGCCACCACCACCAACUCGACGACGCCGAUGACGACGACAUCCAGCGACAGCCUUCCCACCUUGUCGCCACUCAGCUCGUCGUCAUCGAUAGCGGCGUCGGCAUCACCGGCAUCGUCGGCAGUGGUGGAGAACAUGUCGAAGGGCCGUCUGUCGUCGUCGAUGAUCGUUCGGCCGCAGGACCGCAAAGGCCUGGGCAAGAUGGUGCAGCGCCUGGUCGAGCAGAAGGCCAACCGCGGCCAUCAUCACCACAGUCCCAAGGACGAACAGCCAAGCGAGGCCACGACCACCACUGGCGGCGGCGGCGGUCGUGGUAGCGGCGAGGCCAGCAAGGAGACGAACCGGUCGUGGGGCGAAGCGGAGCUCAAGCUGACGCUGACCGAACAGAGAGCCGGCAGCCGAAAGAGCUUCCUGCGGGCCAACUCCGCCAACUUCGCGCGCACGCCGACGACCACCGCGAGCGGACCAGACAGUGGCGACGGCAGCGGCAGCGAGCCACGGCCGGCCGAGGCUGAGCUGUCGACUCCCCGCCAGACCACCUUCGUCAAGUAUAAGCCCUCCACGUCGUCGUCAUCAUCCGCUCGCCCGACGUCACCACCACCAGCAUCGGCGACGGCCACGUCAUCAACUGCGCCGGCGGCGACGACGACAGGUUGGGCGCCGGCAACGAAGCGAAGCGCCAGCGCGCGAGGUGGUGCAGAUUCAGAGGCAGAGCGCCAGCGGAAGGGCACCACCGCCUUCUUCGGCCUGCGCGCCAGCUCCGACAUUCCCACCACAACCACCCAGCCGCCUGCGACGCGCCCGCGACCGUGA
Acanthamoeba castellanii str. Neff is the source of this 2937-nucleotide messenger RNA. Its product is annotated as RhoGEF domain containing protein. The transcript is spliced from 12 exons. Gene Ontology annotation, molecular function: protein binding; guanyl-nucleotide exchange factor activity. The record is from RefSeq and is a predicted model, not a curated record. NCBI's taxonomy places the organism in Eukaryota, Discosea, Longamoebia, Acanthamoebidae. The coding region runs from base 1 to 2937 and encodes 978 amino acids.